CAGAUCUGUACCAGCAUCAUCAAUUUGAAAAUCAUGACAAUGGAUAUCUCCCUGCUAUCAGAGAAACGGAUAACCGGAUAACGACGACCUUCCCGUACAGAGAGGAUGGAAUAAUAUGACGUCAAAAUGGGGGUAGUUGACCCCAAGAACAGCUUUGAUCAUGACGACGUCAUUUGAUUUCGAUUCUGAGAAACUCCGUCGUGGCAGUAUUGAAAAGGUCCAUGUCUUCUAACAGUAACCUCCAAGUUUAAUAGUGCUCUCUUCCACUCUAUUAAUAACUCUUAAGUACUCCCAUUGAACAGUCGAAAUUGAAAAACAGGCACACAAGAUGACAACGUUACACUAUCUGCCUCCCGUGAAGCCAUCCGCAAUCGCAGUAGGUACUGUUUUCACCCAUACUGCCUCAUUGGGUAUUCUCGCCCCCGUCUUUGGGGAAACGUACCACCGAGCGCAAGUUGCCAAUUCGAAGGAAGAAUUUAUCAAGUCCAAAGAGGCGGCUGGAACAGCUACAGCCUGGGGCAGCUCCCUAGUUGGAAGCGCUGUCCAGACAUAUGGGGUGGCAGCCCUCCUCAAUGCAACUGGAACUUUGAGCUACAAGGGAGCAGCUUACUUGGGAGGGUUGAUCUUCAUGGCUAGCGCUGCACCAAGUUUCAUCAGUCAGAUAUUCGCAGAGAAACAGCCCCUUGACACAAUCGCCGUGGGUGCAGUGAGUAGACUGUUUGAAACAGUAGGGCUGAGCCUGUUUCUAACCUGGUGGGGCACACGGACGAGCCCUUUUGACUAGACCCAUGUAGUAUAUUGUUCUACCAGACCAGCACUUUCUGGACUCUGUACAGUGAGUUUGAUUACCAGAUGGAUGGACCUAUAACUGAAUCGAACCUCGUCUUCUUUUCCAGACCCCUGUCUGUAUCAGUUUUCUCACGUCCCAAGUAAAUAGCAUUAAAUCUUUCGGGGAAAAAAAUAUGCCAACUGGACCGAGGAUAUUCAAA
Monascus purpureus is the source of this 989-nucleotide messenger RNA. The record is from the annotation of a GenBank genome assembly. NCBI's taxonomy places the organism in Eukaryota, Fungi, Ascomycota, Eurotiomycetes, Eurotiales, Aspergillaceae.